Molecule: messenger RNA, 834 nt
Organism: Lymnaea stagnalis (great pond snail)
Lineage: Eukaryota; Metazoa; Mollusca; Gastropoda; Lymnaeidae
Source: the annotation of a GenBank genome assembly
GAUUUCAAUUCGGUUGACGACGCGAUCAAUGAUUUAGAAAAAGCCGUCAGCCUCGACAACAAAUACGCGCUUGCCUAUUCAUAUCUCGGUUUAGCCAAACUUUAUAAAGAUUCGGUUUCGGGUUUGACGGAAAUGAAUCGCGCCAUCGAACUUCAACCGAAAUCAGCCGUUUCAUAUUUUAACCGCGCAAGCUUUUACCAAUCGCAACGAGAGUUGAAAAAAGCGAUUGCCGAUUACACGCAGGCGAUCUUACUGCACGGAACGAAACCCGCCUAUUACAACGCACGCGGAAUGGCGCAUUUCCGAAGCGGCGACGGCGUGGCGGCGGUUCAGGAUUUUUCGACCGCCGUUGCUCAAAACCCGACCUUUGCACGCGGCUAUUUCAAUCGCGCUUACACUUACAAAAAGUUCCCUGCCGCCGCCGCCGACCGUGUUUCCAAAGAUUCCGUUUUUGAAGGCAUCGCAUUACAGUAUCGAAAAAUGAUGAGCGAUUUCACGCUGGCGAUCAAAUACAAUCCGAAAUUUGCCGAAGCCUACAUCGAACGCGGACUGAUGCGUUCGACCUCGACCGGCAUCAACAUUGACGGUCUGGACGCGGAAACGAUUGCGGAAUUAAAUCUUGCGCUUGCCGAUUUUCAGCAAGCCAUUAAGUUAAACCCGAAAUCCGCCGAAGCCUUUAACGGUCGCGCAAGCUGUUACGACCAACUCGGCAAGAAGGAUUUGGCAUUAGCCGAUUACACCAAAGCCAUCGAACUCGACCCGAAUCUCGCCACCGCGUAUAUGGGCAGAAUGGCGAUCUAUUGCGAAAUGGGCAAAAAGGAACUUUCCUUUGCC